GGCCGCUCUCAGGCCUCUCCUCUCUCUGUGGUUAGCAACGACACGAACGUGGGUAGACGUGCCGUUUUGUUGAGAUAAUAGGAAUAUUUUUAAGGGAAUAUUAGACAAUGGCGAAUUUUACCGACGAGUUGUUCGACGUUUUCGAUGAGCACGGCGACGACGAGGAGAUACCGGAGAUUCCACAGAAGAUCGAGCCGGAGGCAGGGGUGAAGAGACAACUCGACGCGGACGAUGACAAGUUGGCUGUCAAAAAGUUGCGACACGAGCCUGUCUUGGAUGAUAUCAAUAUAGAGGAGGUGGCGUGCCGUAUAAAAGUGCAUACGGUAGAAGCUGUAGAAUCCUGUAUGCACGAGAUUGCUAUCCCUCCCGAUCAGGAUUACGUACCUUUGGAGCACAGUCAGGGCAAGCGGGCCAAGGAGUACAAAUUUAUACUCGAUCCAUUUCAAAAGGAGGCAAUUUUAUGCAUCGAGAACAACCAGUCGGUUCUUGUCUCCGCGCACACGUCGGCUGGCAAAACCGUCGUUGCCGAAUAUGCGAUCGCGUGUUCGCUCCGUGAUAAGCAGAGAGUAAUAUACACUACUCCGAUCAAAGCGCUGAGCAAUCAGAAAUACAGAGAAUUUCAUGAGGAAUUUAAGGAUGUUGGUUUAGUAACGGGCGAUGUUACUAUUAAUCCGACAGCGAGUGUACUAAUUAUGACUACUGAGAUUUUGCGAAAUAUGCUCUACAGAGGUUCAGAGGUGAUGCGCGAGGUUGGUUGGGUGAUUUUCGACGAGAUUCAUUACAUGCGCGACAAAGAGAGAGGCGUGGUAUGGGAGGAGACGCUUAUACUGUUACCGGACAAUGUGCACUACGUAUUUCUUUCCGCUACUAUACCAAACGCACGACAAUUCGCCGAGUGGGUGGCGCAUUUGCACAAUCAACCCUGCCACGUGGUGUCGACGGACUACAGGCCUACUCCGCUACAACAUUAUAUCUUUCCAGUUGGUGGUGACGGUAUACAUCUGGUUGUCGACGAGACCGGUCAGUUCAGAGAGGAAAAUUUUAACAGAGCCAUGGCAGGCCUGCAGAACACGGGCGACGCGGCUAAAGGCGACACGAAAGGACGUAAAGGUGGUCUACGCGCUACAAACAGCGGACAAACGAAUAUCUUCAAGAUGGUGAAAAUGAUCAUGGAAAGAAACUUCGCGCCCGUGAUAAUCUUCAGCUUUUCGAAAAAAGAUUGCGAGGUUUACGCGAUGCAAAUGGCCAAGCUGGAUUUAAACACGUUAGAGGAGAAAAAGCUGGUGGAUGAGGUCUUCAACAACGCGGUAGACGUUCUCAACGACGAGGACAAAAAGCUACCGCAAGUUACAAACCUGUUGCCGCUUUUGCGGCGCGGAAUAGGAAUCCAUCACGGUGGACUCCUGCCAAUACUGAAGGAGACAGUCGAGAUAUUAUUCGGCGAGGGUCUGAUCAAAGCGCUUUUCGCCACCGAAACAUUUGCAAUGGGCUUAAAUAUGCCAGCACGGACAGUCCUGUUUACAGCACCACGUAAAUUCGAUGGCAAGGACUUCCGUUGGAUCACGUCGGGUGAAUAUAUCCAGAUGUCCGGUCGCGCCGGCAGAAGAGGUCUCGACGACAAAGGAAUUGUCAUAUUGAUGAUAGACGAGCAAGUGAGUCCCGUCGUUGGUAAAGCCAUCGUUCAAGGAAAACCGGAUCCAAUCAACUCCGCAUUUCACUUGACCUACAAUAUGGUUCUUAAUCUUUUACGAGUAGAAGAGAUCAAUCCAGAGUACAUGUUGGAAAGAAGCUUCUUCCAGUUUCAAAAUCAAGCUGGUAUUCCAGUUUUGUACAAUAAGGUGAAGGAAUUAAGUACCGCUUACAAUACUGUAAAUGUAGAGAGGUACGACGAGAUUUCUUCAUAUCAUGACAUACGCGAACAACUCAAUCGGCUCAGCGGGCAGUUUCAAUCGUUUCUAACACGACCGGAGUACUUGCUUCCGUUUCUACAGCCUGGAAGAUUAGUAAAAGUGAAAAAUGAUAACGAAACGUUCGAUUGGGGUAUCGUAGUGAAUUUUAAGAAGAAAAAUCCGAAAAAUCCCGUAAAGGACAAGACUGUUAUUGUCAUUGACAUUUUACUUCACUUAUCGAAAGAAUCUAAAGAAGGCAAUCCAAUUCCAUGUCGCGAGGGUGAAGAAGGCGAAAUAGAAGUAGUUCCUGUUAUGCAUAAUUUAAUUUCGCAAAUCAGUUCACUCAGAUUAUAUUAUCCAAAAGACCUUAGACCGCCUGAUAAUAGGAAGAGUGUACUGAAAACGAUACGAGAAGUGAAAAAGAGAUUCUCAGACGGUCCACCGUUGCUUAAUCCUAUUACAGACAUGCAUAUAGAGGACCAGGCCUUUAAAGAUGUUGUAAAAAAAAUUGAAGCAUUAGAGGCGAGAUUAUAUGCACAUUCUUUGCAUAAGGACCCCAAUGUAAAUGUGUUGUACGAACAAUUUUUGCACAAGGAAGAAUUGGCUACUCAGCUCAAGCAAGCCAAGGAGGAAUUCAAGCAGGCCAAAUCGUUACUUCAAAUGGACGAACUGAAAUGUAGGAAGCGAGUUUUAAGGAGAAUGGCGUACUGCACAUCGGCGGACGUUAUAGAAUUAAAAGGACGUGUGGCUUGCGAGUUGAACGGUGCCGAUGAGCUGUUGAUGACCGAGAUGAUUUUUAAUGGUCUCUUUAAUGCUUUGAGCGUGCCACAAAUGGUGGCGUUGAUCAGCUGUUUUGUAUGCGACGAGAAGUCGAACGAAAUGCCGAAAAGUACAGAGGAAUUAAGCGGCCCGCUCAGGCAGAUGCAAGACUUGGCUCGAAGAAUAGCAAAGGUAUCGACAGAGGCCAGUCUGGAAUUAGACGAGGAUACGUAUGUCGACAGAUUUAAACCGUAUUUAAUGGACGUUAUAUACGCUUGGUGUAAAGGCGCAACGUUCUUACAAAUUUGCAAAAUGACAGACAUAUUUGAAGGAUCUAUCAUCAGGUGUAUGCGACGCUUAGAGGAGGUGCUUCGACAAUUAUGCCAAGCUGCAAAGGGAAUUGGAAAUACAGACCUAGAAAAUAAAUUUAGCGAGGCGAUCAAACUUAUAAAACGGGAUAUCGUGUUUGCUGCGUCCUUAUAUUUAUAAUGCGGGAAAAAAAGAAUAAAAUUAAUUUCAUAGAGUAAAAAGUUUGCUUUCGGUAUACAUACAUAUAUACAUACAUAUCGAAUAUACAUAUAUAUAUGUGUGUAUAUAAAUUUAUAUGUCCUUAUUAAAUUAUACAUCCCUAUAUGAAUUCCAUUAUAUUGCCCGUUAUUUACAUAGCUCAGUUGUAUACGUUUGUAAUAAACAGAGGCAGCUUUUGUUU
Molecule: messenger RNA, 3357 nt
Organism: Vollenhovia emeryi
Lineage: Eukaryota; Metazoa; Arthropoda; Insecta; Hymenoptera; Formicidae
Gene: Mtr4
Product: superkiller viralicidic activity 2-like 2
Exons: 10
Coding region: 108-3137 (1009 amino acids)
Biological process (GO): RNA catabolic process; maturation of 5.8S rRNA
Cellular component (GO): nucleus
Molecular function (GO): RNA helicase activity; RNA binding; ATP binding
Source: RefSeq, a predicted model, not a curated record